Drosophila ficusphila is the source of this 1465-nucleotide messenger RNA. RefSeq names its product U2 small nuclear ribonucleoprotein auxiliary factor 35 kDa subunit-related protein 2. Gene Ontology annotation, cellular component: spliceosomal complex; U2AF complex. The transcript is spliced from 5 exons. Lineage: Eukaryota; Metazoa; Arthropoda; Insecta; Diptera; Drosophilidae. Gene Ontology annotation, molecular function: metal ion binding; pre-mRNA 3'-splice site binding. Gene Ontology annotation, biological process: mRNA splicing, via spliceosome. The record is from RefSeq and is a predicted model, not a curated record. Bases 68 to 1447 code for a protein of 459 amino acids.
GAAAAAUGCGCAAGUGGCAGUCCCAAUAUCAAAACAUUGCAGCAAUCCAAUGUUUUGAUUUGUAAAAAUGCCGGGAAAAAGAACUAGAAGAAAGUUGACCAAGAAGCUGCAGAGAAAGCGGCGACGUCAGAAACAAGCGAAGGAACGCGACAAACUAGAAGAGGAGGCGGAAAACCAAAGACUUUUGCAGCCGGAGUACCAGAAAUGGCUCUUGGAACAGCAAAAAAUGGAGGGUUUUCAGCGCCUGGCUGACGAACGGGAGCACCAGGCUGCGGAGGAGUCAUGGCUGAGACGCGAGGCCAUUGCUCAGAUGCAAUUUCAAGUGGACGAGGCGAAAAAACGCAAGGAUCGGGAGGAAGUGGAGCGAUUACAGCGAGAACAGGAAGAAAUGAAGGCCCAACGGGAGGAGAUGCAAAGAAAGCAGCGCGAGGAGGAACUCCUUAGAUCAGCAAAGGCUGCCGCCGAGUUUGAUGCCAUGAUGCAGAGCAUGAACGAGUACUUAAACAACCCACGAAUAGAGAAGCCCCCAAAGCACCUGCUCCGCGAAGUGGAAACACAUCCGGAGGAGCGACAAUGCGAGUUCUACAGCCGCACAAACUUCUGUCGAUAUGGUCACUCCUGCACCUUCAACCACCGACGACCCAUGCUGGCCAGGAUCCUCCUCAUCCGGCACUUCUUCAGCCACUCCAUGCUGCAGGAUCGACAGCCGCACAAGGAAUACGCUUCGGCGGAGGAACACUUGGAGCUAACCGAGCAAGAUCUCCGCAGUGACUACGACGAGUUCUUCCAUGAUGCCGUCGACGAGCUGGAGAAGUUUGGUACCAUAGUUAAUUUCCGAACUGUGCGCAACACGUUGGAACAUCUCAGGGGACACGUCUUUGUGGAGUACACCAACGAACGAUCCGCCCUGCGUGCCUUUACCAAUCUUCAGGGACGGUACUACGCCUCCAAGCGCCUGAGCGUGGAGUUCUCCAAUCUAAAAACCUGGCGCGGCGCAGUCUGCGGUUUGUCCUUAACACGAAAAUGUCCCAAAGGUAACAGCUGCGGCUAUCUGCACUUGUUUCGCAAUCCGAGGAACCUGUUCAACACGGAACUCGAGCACACAACAACUCCCAAAAGUGAUCGAAAAUCGAGUAAAACUCCCACAGCCAAGACGCCAAGUUGGGAUGGCCAGAAUGAGCAGACAAGCAGGAACUGGCGGUGGUCUGAAAGCCCUGAAGUGGAGCUGGAGAACUCCAAGGCCCUUGGGAACACCACCAACAACUCGAGCAGAAGAAAGGAUCUCAAGGACUCACAUCAUUCCAGGUCGAAAGGAGAUAGAGCUUUUACCAGAUCGAAUCGUUAUAAAGGCUCUAAAAGAGAUCGCAGCUCCUCAGAAUCAUCAUAUGACGAUUGUAGAUCAAACCGAUAUAAUAGUUCUAGAAGUCACCAAAAGCAUCAUCAUUAAGAAAACCAAAAGACUCAA